Paraphaeosphaeria sporulosa is the source of this 1250-nucleotide messenger RNA. Its product is annotated as quinate dehydrogenase. Gene Ontology annotation, biological process: chorismate biosynthetic process; shikimate metabolic process. The record is from RefSeq and is a predicted model, not a curated record. The coding region runs from base 194 to 1138 and encodes 314 amino acids. Gene Ontology annotation, molecular function: shikimate 3-dehydrogenase (NADP+) activity. The transcript has 2 exons. NCBI's taxonomy places the organism in Eukaryota, Fungi, Ascomycota, Dothideomycetes, Pleosporales, Didymosphaeriaceae.
ACGCUUUGCCAUACGCGCGGUGCAUGAUUCUUGUACAAAACGCCCGGGGGAGCCAAUUGAAUCGAGCACAUAUACCACAGGAUUGCAUAGAUCUUGGACGCUGACGCCCGUGCCCAUCUUUCCCCAGAUCCCCCAGACUCGCACGCAAUACAGCCACAUCUUUCUGUUUUCGUCACAUCAUAUAUCAUCCAUAAUGGCAGCACAGCAGCAAGAGAUCAAAGACUCGCGGUUAGAUACCGUGGAGCGCCACGGUUACCUCUUCGGGCACCCCAUCGCACACUCCCUGUCUCCUCUCCUCCACCAAACAAUAUAUGAUGGCAUUGGCCUACCAUGGUCGCAAUUCCCCCUCGACUCCACAGACAUGGAUCUCUUCCUGCGGUUACGUGAAGAUCCCAGAUUCUAUGGCGCCGCAGUAACCAUGCCCCACAAAGUCGCCAUCCUCCCGCACCUCGACGUCCUCACCCCCGAAGCGCGCGCCGUCGGCGCCGUAAACACCCUCUUCCUCCGGCAAGACGCCUCGGGGAAACGCUUGUUCUGCGGCACAAACACCGACGUCGUCGGCAUCCGGGAUUCCUUCUACGCCAACGUCUCUGACCCUGACGCGUCCUUCCACGGCAGACCUGCGCUGGUAGUCGGCGGCGGAGGUGCGGCCCGCAGCGCGGUGUAUGCGCUCAGGACGUGGAUGAAGGCGAGCAAAGUCUAUCUGGUGAACAGGGAUAGGGAGGAGGUCCGCGCCGUCAUCGAGGAAUGCACAGCGCGCGGGUACGGGGAUGACCUAAUCGAUGUGUCCACCGUCGCACAAGCAUCCGCCCUCGAAGGCGUCGGCGCCAUCGUCGCGUGCGUGCCGAACUUCACACCCAAGACGGCCGCCGAGAAGGAAGCGCGGGCAGUCCUAGAAUGCUUUUUGCACAAGGAGCACAAGGGCGCGAUUCUCGAGAUGUGCUAUCAUCCGUCGCCGUGGACGGAAAUUGCGGAGAUUAGUCAGAGGGAGGGGUGGAAGGUUGUGCUCGGGACCGAGGCGAUGAUAUAUCAGGGGCUGGAGCAGGACAAGUACUGGACGGGGAGGGAAGUAGGGGAGAUGCCGGUGCAGAAGGUGAUGGAGGUUAUCGCGGGGAAGUUGAGUGAGGCGAGGCUGUGAAGCCCCCUCAUUGGGAAUAGAAUUCACUUGUAUAUAUUCAGUUGGUUGACGAGAGCGUUCAUACCGCAUUGCAUAUGCGUUGCUUAGGCAAUAGAAGUGUAGAUUAUGCUAU